Molecule: messenger RNA, 1672 nt
Organism: Somion occarium
Lineage: Eukaryota; Fungi; Basidiomycota; Agaricomycetes; Polyporales; Cerrenaceae
Source: the annotation of a GenBank genome assembly
GCCUGUCCACGAUCUUCAACUCAGGUAUACAACGUUCCUGUUAGCAAAUGUCCGCAUCACAGUCUAGUAUGCUUAACCGAACGCCUUCAUAAGGUAUGUCUGGCUCUUCCCUUUGUCCGGUCACAACGUGAUCGAUAAGCGAAUAUUAUCGUCAUGCAGGUAACUUAUAAAGGGAGGCCACCCGAUGGUCCAGACAAACCUUUACCUGUGCCACUCAAUAACAUUUCUUCUAGACCUAUUUACUUUACUUUUCCUCCCCGCCCUCCUCAUUUCGUAUUCCCUCUAAUACUUCAGUCAACCUCGUCCAUCUCUCGCCUUCCACAUAUUCAGCCGUUCACGACGUCAUGACCUCCAACAUGUUGAGCGUAUUCAAGAAGCCCGUUGACCUCGAAGAGAUCUAUAAGACGUGGGUGGACCCUCCCUUUUACCGGGGUAAACCCCGUCGAGAUGGACCUGUAGACCAGUGGCUCCUUCUGGUCAAGACGGAAUGCAAGGCGAAGAAGAUUCCGAAGAGCAUGUGGCAUCUCGUAGCGGAACAUUUCCUGCAAGCGAGAGCCAAGAAACGGUUUGAUGCCGUUAAGACUGUGAUGGAUAAUAUGUAUCAGGGCGCCUACACGUGGAAUUGGAAGCGUUUCAAGAUUGCGAUGCGCAAUAUGCAGUGGGAGUUGGAUUCGGGCGCGGUGCAGACGUUCUUUGUCCGUACUCUGGAGACGGGUGUCUCGUGGAUCUUUGGCCCCUCGAAGGGAAAAGAGGAGGAAAUCGUCGUUAUUGAGAAGUGCGAUCAGCCUUUUUUGAUGAGGGCACUCAGAUCCGUCACAAAUUCUUCCAUGGUAUCCUCGAUCAAGGACGCGGCCAAGGACAGUAAAGCCGCGACUAAGGAUGCCAAAUCAGCGACCAAGGACGUGAAGUCUACAACCAAGGAUGCGAAGUCAUCUCCUAAGGAUAGCAAGACCGUGUCUAAAGAUAGCAAGGUCGUGCCCAAAAACAGCAAGUCACUGUCGAAGGAUUGGCAGCUUGUCCCGAAGGAGACCAAGAAAGAAAGCAAGAAAUCAUCUACAGACGUCUUGGCCGCGGCUAAACCGUCCACUAUCAUAUGGAAGGUCCCGCAGGUCAACAAGGACAUUUCAAGGCUUCUGCUCCAGAAACAAGGAGAGAAGGAUUUAAUUCUCAGCCAUAGCCAGGUGCCCAUCUGGCUGCUCGAAGCCUGUAACUAUCUUGAUACCAUGACGUCGGAGCAUAAGGGGACCAUGUCCAUCAUUGCCGCUGUCCUCAUCACUGUCGGGAGUGUUCCAGCAUUACCCGCUGUUCAAGCCGGUGCUGCAGGCGCGCUCCUUGCUAGCUCGACCGCUCAGGUGAUUGGUAGCACGCUUGCCGGGGUGGGGGCCUGGCUUGGUAUGCAGGCAGAGGCCCGUGAGGCGAGCUCUGCAUCCCGCAAGUAGUCGUGUGCCGUUUAUCAAGUUUACGAUGAUUCACGAAGGAUAAUGUGCUGCGAUGGGGACCAAAUUGAGUCUUCGGUCGCUACGAACGUCGUCGUUAUGCUAUCUGUUCCAAUUGUACCAACUGCGCCACUUUCGUUAUAUUCUCUCACUUCUCGUAUGUAAUUGGCUGUAUCAGUGUAUCGUGUAUAACACUCGUAGUAAUCGAAUGGUGCAGGGGAGAUUAUACUUUCGCC